Molecule: messenger RNA, 1457 nt
Organism: Anopheles darlingi
Lineage: Eukaryota; Metazoa; Arthropoda; Insecta; Diptera; Culicidae
Product: protein THEM6
Exons: 3
Coding region: 384-1118 (244 amino acids)
Source: RefSeq, a predicted model, not a curated record
UCGGCUCAACGCGAGUGUCGUGCUCCUUCGAUCGCUCGCUACACCAUCCUGCUGUGUUUUGGCCACUUGGUUCAACUGUCGCGAUGCCUUGAGUGUCGGAUCGGAGUAAACUCGAGGUGCCGUAGUGUUUCCUCUUCGAAGAACGCCAAACCGAUGGAUUCCGGAUAUGGUAGUGCAGAGCGGAAGUGGUGCCAGUGGUAGCCUUUAACGCAACCACAACCGACACACACGCACGCGUUCACAGCUGGCAGCUGUCAUCGAGCGCUAGCGGUGCCUACUACUAAUACUACAAAUCCUCAGAGUAGUAUUCAAGUGCGGCGACGGUGUCUUGAGUGAACACAACACAAGCCACCAGCCAACUACAAAGCAGUUAUCCGAAAAGGAUGCUCUGCACGGUGCUCGGGACCGUGCUCGGUGUCCUGGUGGCACUGUACGGUCUGUUCGAGCUGCACUACUUCCUGCGGAUGUGCCUUUGCGUGGUGUCGGCCCGGUUUCUCAAGAAGCGGAUGCACAUCCUCGACACAAGCAGCGUCGUCGGUCUCUGCCUUACGAACGAUAUCGAUACGCUGCUGUAUCACAUGAACAAUGCGCGCUACUUACGCGAGGUGGACUUUGCCCGGGUGGACUUCUACGAGCGUACCAGCCUGUACCGGACGAUCCGCAGCAAGGGUGGUUCGGUGGUGCAAGGGGCCACCACCAUCCGCUACCGGCGGUUCAUUCGUCCCUUCACGCGCUUCACUAUCAGUUCUAAGAUCGUUUACUGGGACAAUCAGUCGAUCUUCAUGGAGCACCGGUUUAUCGGAGGUACGGACGGGUUCAUCCACUGUAUUGCGCUCUGCCGGCAGCGCGUUAUGCAGUGUUCGGUCGAGGAUGUGAUGGCAACGCUGCUCAAGAGUGGCCUUAGCUUGCAGCAACCGACGGCGAUGAGUGCGGGAAGCACGAAACGUACCGCACCGACCACCAGCUCGACCGAGUUCCUUGAUAAGGCCGAAGCGGGCACCGGGGGAGGAACACUGGAACCGGCCGUGAGUCUCUCGAAGCCGGACCUACCGCCCGAAGUGUCCAAGUGGCUCGAAUGGAACGAAAUCUCGAGCGCUAGCCUGAGGAGUGAAGGUUGAGAGAAGAGUAGAGCGGUUACUACCACUCCGGUUCACGGACCAACCCAUAUGCACCAGAGCUUCUCUUUUGCGCACCAACACUCUCCUCUCUAUCUUCCUAUCUCUUAUCCUGUCGCCUACUGUUACUCGUUGUCUCGCUUGCUUACCCCUAUCAGCUGUCCAUCCUCUCCUUCUCUGUCUUCUGUCCCCGUAAAAGUACUCUAUGAUAACCGAUUUUCUAUCUAUCUCGUUGUUGAACAGUAGUGUAGUGUAGUAGAGACACUACUACUAGGCUAAAGUAAUGCGAAGAAAAUAAAUAUCUUGCGGAUCCAUGGGAGUCCGUAACAUUGCGCGGAAGGA